Dermatophagoides farinae (American house dust mite) is the source of this 3719-nucleotide messenger RNA. Its product is annotated as protein mesh. The record is from RefSeq and is a predicted model, not a curated record. Gene Ontology annotation, biological process: cell-matrix adhesion. Lineage: Eukaryota; Metazoa; Arthropoda; Arachnida; Sarcoptiformes; Pyroglyphidae.
GGAUGUUUUAAAGUAAAAUUGAUUACAUUAUCAAAAUGUAAUCAUAAACGUAAUUGAUUCACUUUCAAUGUCCAAUCAUAAAUGUUUUUGUUACCAAUGGACAGAUCACCGGAAACCAAAGUGAUAAUGUGGUCAAACCAGCAUUCGUUACAUUUAAUGAUGAAUCGGCAACCAAAUAUCAGUAUCGAAUGUCCGGUGAUCCACGAUUAAUGUAUCCAUAUACGACCGAUGAUUAUGUACGUGAAAUUAAUUCAAUGAAACAAUUCCAUGAUCAACCAUUGCCAUUUCGAUUACCAUUCUUUGGUUUUGCUUAUCAUUACAUUUGGAUACAUAAAGAUGGUUAUGUUUGUUUCAAUCGUGGUCUAAAAAGUUAUGAAUUUCCCUUAUCAUUCCCGGCUGUUCCAGAUGAUCCGGAACGUGAAGAAGAUCCAUCAAUGAUGGCUAUAUUUUUUGCUCAUCAAGAUAUACCAUCAUCGAUAUCUGAAUCAGGUGUAUACUUACGGAUCGAAUUGGUUGAUCAAAUAUCCAAUCCUGAUUAUAAACAAAUGAUAUUGGAUAAUUUCAAAGAAGCAAUGGCUGGUUCGGGCGGAUUCACACCGAAAUUUAUCAUCAUUGUUACAUGGAAAAAUAUGACUUUCGCAAAUCGACGUUAUGAUCGACCAUUAAAAACGAAUACAUACCAAAUGGUUAUUGGUACCGAUGAAAAAGAUACGUUUGUCUUUUUCAAUUAUGAAUGGAUAACCUGGAUAACUCAUCUGGAUAAUUAUGACGGGCUUAAUGGUCCUGCCGCUUAUGUUGGUUUUAAUGCUGGUAAUUCCACUCGUUCACAUGAAUUUGCACCAUAUUCACAGAAUCCACGUAUAUCACUAUUGCCACUCAUUGGCUAUGCUAACAAUAUUCCUGGUCGUGCCGUAUUUCAAGUUCAUGAUGUUCUUUUCCAAGGUUCAUGUGUGGAUAAAUCAUUGGACCCAACAUUGCCCGAUCGUAUGGGUCUAACUACAUCAGUAAAUUAUAUCAGCAGUCUUGGUGGAGAAUUGCUUGAAGUAACUGGACCUUGUUUUUGGCCUAACAGCCGAAUAACUUGCCGUUUUGAUUCUAUUUUGGUCAAAGGCCAUUAUUUAUCGACCAAUGUGGCCAUCUGUGUGACACCGUUGAUUAUGUUUGAAGGAUUUGUCGACCUGAUUGUUACUGUUGAUGAUAAAACCUAUUUCUACACCCGAAUGUAUAUCCAAUCUCCAGAAAGUCGCCGAGAAUUUGAUGUUUGGGUUGAUCCGACUGAAUUGAUUGAAAAAAAUCCUGAUACAAUCGAUGAAGAACCUGAACAAAUAUUGACAAUAAAAUGGAAGACCGAUAUUGGUGAUGAGAAAGAUCCAGUUACUAUCGGCAUAUGGGCUUAUCAAGAAUUGGAUCAAACUCUAUAUCCAAGGGUCUAUUGGAUUCUCGAUUUGACUCGUGAUGCAACCAAUAGUGGUGAAUAUCAAUUAGACCUGAAUCAAUUGCCUUCAUUUGAUCACCUAAAACGUUAUGAUUAUCAUUUUGGUUUUAUUGGGGUAAACAUAACCGGACGAGAGCUAUCGAUGACUGAAUGGAGUCAACCAAUGCCUUUAGGAUGGCUACUUCGACAUUAUUGGCGUCGUGAAUUCGGUCAAACUAAAUGGCAGCGAAAUUUUUGCCAAAAAUGGUUCGAACGGGAAGAUCAGAAUGAAUAUUUUGCUACCACAUUGUUUCGUUGUCCAUGUACUUUGGCUCAAGCGUUACAUGAUAAAGGCCGAUUUGCUCCUGAUGAACGAUGUAAUGUUGUUGAUAAGAAAUGUGAUCAACGCCAUUUGGGCGCUCAACAUUGUGUUCGUACAGCAAGACCAUCAAUUGGUGGAUCCGGCCAACAAUGCUGCUAUGAUGAUUAUGGAGAAUUAAUUCGUAGUGCUGAUACUAUGUAUUCUGGCAGGCCAUCACGAACAUUCAUUUAUGGAAAACAUCCAUUCAAGAUGCAAAUGCAGACACCUACAUUGUCUUAUUGGCAACAUGAUGUGAUGCCAUUCUACUAUUGCUGUAAAUGGCAACCCAAAGAAGAUGAUAGCGAAACUUGCAUGAUGUUUAACUAUUUUCGAACGACACAGGAUUGUAGUUCAUAUCAACCACCAGCCAUAGCAUCUGUUUUUGGUGAUCCACAUAUCAUAACGUUCGAUCGAACAAAUUAUACUUUCAAUGGUCGCGGUGAAUAUUCUCUUGUUCAUGCUAACAAUCCAAUACAUAAACUUGAUAUACAUGGACGUUUUGAAAGGCUACCUGGUCACGUUAAUGCUACUCAAUUGACUGCCGUAUCUGUACGAGACAAUGUCUCAUCGAUUGUUGAAUUUCGUAUUAGACCCGAUGGCUGCCGUUGGUUCAAUCAAAUAUUUAUCAUUGCUGAUAAAGAAUAUCUCUACUAUUGGGAUGAUAAUAUGCGUACGAUACAUACACGUGGUGUGAGCAUCUAUCAACCUUCUGGCAUUCGUAACAUGUCACAUUUGAUUGCCAUGUUUGAUUCUGGUGCUGGUGUUGAAGUGUUGGUCAACAGCGCAGGAACUUUAACCAUGCAUGUAUACCUACCGUUGACUUAUGUGAAUUCUACACAAGGUUUACUUGGUUAUUAUUCCAAUGAUCCGAAUGAUGAUUUCAUGCUUCCAAAUGGUUGGAUAUUUACAAAUGGACAAGACAAAAAUAUCAAACGAAUUCAUGAAGAAUUUGGUAUUAAAUAUCGUUUGCUCGAAACUGCUCAACAGAAUAUUUCACAGUCAUUGUUUUUUCAUGAUGUUCUCACUCAUUCACAAUAUGAUGAUGUAAAAUUUCUUCCACAAUUUGAUUUGGAUCCAAAAGAACUGGAACAUUUGAAUGAUGUUGAUCGAAUCUGUUCGAAUUCAUUGGCAUGUCAAUUCGAUUAUCUAGCCACUGGUGAUAGUGGAUUUGCUGAGAAUACGAAAAAAGAAGAAGCAAUCGCCGAAAACAUGUAUUUAAUUAUUGCAGAAUCAAUUAUUCGAUGUCCAGCAUUGAAUAAACCGAUAAAUGGCCGUAAAAGUGAAAAUCGUUAUUGGCCCGGUACUAUUGUUCGAUUCAGUUGUUUGGAUGGAUAUCGCCUUCUAGGCUACGAAGUACGUCGAUGUCGUGAAGAUGGCCUCUGGAGUUGGGGAGAGGAUCCAUUUUGUAUGCCUGUAAUACAAUAUAAUAUUCAGCUUUUAUUCACUUAUCUCAUACCGAUUAUCGUAACAUUUUUGGCAAUAUAUAUGGCUAUAUUUUUUCUCAAACAUCGUCAACAACAGAAGCAUAAAAUGAACAACACUUCACAGAGACGACAUUGGUUAUUGUCUCGGCUAAUGUCAAAUUUUACCAAUACCUCACAAUAUGGUGGACGAUCAUCCUAUAUUACCGGUGAUAAUGUUGAUCAAUUGAUCGAUGCUAAUCGUUUGAACGAGUUAACAAAUUCACCACAUGCUGAUCAAAUUGACCACGAAAGCACUGAUGACCAAAAUGACGAAGAUGAUAUACAGCAGUCUAAUGUAGCACCGCCACCACCAACUGUUCCACCACCGUCAAUAGAACCUGAACAAUCAUUCAAUAAUUUUGUUUCUCCAUUCUAUCGACAAAAUACGACUAAUGAAUCAGAAGAUUCAGAUAAAGCUAUUCUUGUUUGAAUGGCUUUCUUUUUUUCAGAAUAAUAAUAAUAAAACUACUCUAUCAAUAAA